AAACAAACGUUAUAGAAAAGCACGACGUUGGGGCAGAUUUGUAGUAAUUAAGGGCUUUCUUUAAAUUAGGUUUUGUUGCAUAAAAUUCAGGGUUAGUUUUUGAAAGGAAUCGAUCGGCGAUGGCUUCCAUGGGCGAUAUUGCAGAAGAAGAAUCACCCUCACCUUUGAAGAAACUAAAGGGCCUUGAAAACUCGGUGCCGGUGGUCGAUUCAAAACUCGACGAAGGUGCUGCCGUCGAUGAUGACGAUUCCGAUGAUGGAUCGGGAUCAUGGGAUGAAAUCGAAGAGAGACACUUUUCCGAUGGAAACAGCAGCGAGGGUAUGGAGUUUGAGAACGACGACGACAGAAAAAAAUACAAAGAAUACAGACGCCAAUUCAAUGAAUCCGAUGGUUUUGACGUCACCACCUUCCCCAAAGUUUCAUUUAUCGGACGGGUUCAUCUGGUAAAUGUUGAUGAUCCCACCAGUUACAAUUUCGCCGGCUGCAAAAAGGCCCUUGAGUUGGUCAUUAACGAACAUAAUCGCCAAAAGAAUGCGGACUUGGAACUUGUGAGAAUUUUGAAGUCAAAUGCUUGUUGCUUUACCGUUUAUCGCACAACCUUUCUGGCUAAAAGUAAGUCUGACGAAGAAGUCCGAACGUAUCAAUCUGAGAUGUUUUACAGUGAUCUCUCCGGCAAUUAUAAAUCUUAUAUUUUUCGAGAAAAAGGUAACUAGUUUGUCUCUUCAAACUCAAUUUUAGCUUGAAUUGCUCCUACUUCUGUUCAGCUGCUUGUCCAUUUUAUAAGACUUGAGGACAAUACUUUUGUUUACCUUAACAGUGUUUCUCUGUAGAUCUUUGUAUUUGUCCUUCGGUAUUGCCUUAAGGACCCUUUUAAGAUCAUACACAUCACUCUCAUUCAGUUGUACUGCAAA
Mercurialis annua (annual mercury) is the source of this 911-nucleotide messenger RNA. RefSeq lists its product as uncharacterized. Lineage: Eukaryota; Viridiplantae; Streptophyta; Magnoliopsida; Malpighiales; Euphorbiaceae. The transcript is spliced from 3 exons. The record is from RefSeq and is a predicted model, not a curated record. The coding region runs from base 120 to 713 and encodes 197 amino acids.